UUGUUGGAAUACCAUAAAUUAAAAGAAGGAUGAUAAUCUCUAAAUGCUUCCCUUACUUGCCUUCCAUUCUCCCUCAUUAUUCAAUAAUUUUGGAGUCACAUGUACACACACACAUGUUCUUUAGUCUUGGUGUUGCGUCCCUGCCUAUUAAAAAGAUUGAUCAGUAGUUAAGAAGGAAGUGUGCGCAAAUGGGCUCUCCAUCUUCUCUCUCUAUGAUUAAUGCCUUCCUUCUAUGCGUUCUUCCUCUGACUCUGCUCCUACUUAGCAUCAAACUAGUACUCUUCUCUAAUAAGAGAUCAGUUAACCUACCACCAUCUCCAUGGAAGCUGCCUUUCAUUGGAAACCUCCAUCAACUUGGCUUGCUACCUCACCAAUCCCUUCACAAUCUCUCAAAGAAGCAUGGUCCUCUCAUGCUUCUACAACUUGGUCAAGUUCCAACUCUCGUGGUUUCAUCUUCUCAAAUGGCUAAGGAGAUCUUGAAAACUCAUGAUCUCGUUUUUGCAAGCAGACCAACUCUCAGAGCUGCUGAAAUUUUGCUUUAUGGAAGCUUGGACAUGGCUUUCUCACCAUAUGGUGAGCACUGGAGGCAGAUGAGAAAGAUAUGUGCAACCAAUCUCUUCAGCACGAGAAGGGUGCAAUUAUUUCAAGCUGCAAGGGAGGAGGUGGUGGUUCAUUUGUUGGAUAAGAUUAUGUCUCAAGCUUCUACUACUCCAUCAGAACCAUUGAACAUGAGCCAAGUGUUGUACUUCUUCUCUAAUGAUAUGCUUUGCAGAGCCAUACUGGGAAAGGCUUCAACAAAUCUAGAAGAUCGGAACAAGAUGUUUCAUGAGAUGAUAGAGGAGAACAGUGUUUUGCUAAGUGGCUUCAAUUUGGAGGAUUAUUUCCCUUCACUUGGAUGGCUAAGUUCAAUCCUUGGUUUGGAUGAGAGGGCUAAAAGAAAUUCUAGCAAGUGGGAUGCCGUCCUCAAUCAGAUAAUCCAGGAACAUGCAAUCGGAAAUGAAGAAAUAGUCAAAGAUGAUGAUUUCGUGGACAUCCUGCUAUCCCUUCAGAAGGACCCCAACAUGGAAAUCACCAUCACUGAUGGGCAUAUCAAAGCUCUCCUAGUGGAUUUGUUUGCUGCUGGAACCGAUACAACAUAUAUUGUCUUGGAAUGGAGCAUGGCAGAACUAAUCAAGAAUCCACAAGUGAUGAAGAAGCUACAAAAUGAAGUUAGAGCAAAAUCCAAAGAUAAAUCAAUGAUAAUUAAAGAAGAGGAUAUAAGAGAAAUGAGUUACCUCAAAGCUGUUAUUAAAGAGGUGCUACGUCUCCAUCCUCCAGCUCCAUUACUGGUACCAAGAGAGUCCAUGGAUAAUUGCCAAAUAGAACACUAUGAAAUACCAAGAAAAACAAGAGUUGUCGUUAACUAUUGGUCCAUUGCAAGGGAUUCUAAGGUUUGGGAGUCAUCAGAAACCUUUAAAGCUGAGAGGUUUAUUAACAAUUCCAUAGAUUAUAAAGGUCAAGACUUUGAGUACAUUCCUUUUGGUUCAGGAAGAAGAGUGUGUCCAGGAAUGCAGUUUGCAGUCUCCACAAUUGAACUUGCAUUAGCAAACCUUAUAUAUAGGUUUGAUUGGAGAGUGCCUAAUGGUAUGGUUACUGAAGAAUUAGACAUGAGUGAAUCUCCUGGAUUGACAGUGAGAAUGAAGAAGAAUCUCUAUCUUAUUCCAAAACUUUGGAUUUGAAGAAAAACAUAAUUGGAAUGUAUGCUAUAUGUUGUCUAAAUCGCUGGCAUGAAAAUAAUCGAGCAUCACUUUUUUUGUUUUUGCA
Dioscorea cayenensis subsp. rotundata (Guinea yam) is the source of this 1803-nucleotide messenger RNA. Its product is annotated as cytochrome P450 71A1-like. NCBI's taxonomy places the organism in Eukaryota, Viridiplantae, Streptophyta, Magnoliopsida, Dioscoreales, Dioscoreaceae. The record is from RefSeq and is a predicted model, not a curated record. Bases 189 to 1718 code for a protein of 509 amino acids. The transcript has 2 exons. Gene Ontology annotation, molecular function: iron ion binding; monooxygenase activity; oxidoreductase activity, acting on paired donors, with incorporation or reduction of molecular oxygen.